ACACACACACACACACACACUCACACUCUGCAGGCAGGUAGAGUGUGACAGCUUCACAGUUUGUCAGAGAGUGGACAGAGAGAGGACAGACAGCCUGAGGAUCCUUGGUUUGGACAGAGAGCAGACAGACAGCCUGAGGAUCCUUGGUUUGGACAGACAGCAGACAGAGAGCAGACAGACAGCAGACAGAGAGCAGACAGACAGCAGACAGAGAGCAGACAGAGAGCAGACAGAGAGAGGACAGAGAGUGGACAGACAGCCUGAGGAUCCUCACUGCUCCAGACAGACACCACAUCUGAUUGGAUGGUUUAGUCAGAAUGACAGCCGAAGAUCCCGCCUCCUCCUCCUCCUCCUCUUCAGCCAUGAGUAAUAUCCCAGCGCCUUCCGGUUCCAUCGCCCCAGGCCCCUCCCAUCACUCCCCGCAUGGACCAAUCACAGUCCCCGAGGGUGUGUCCGGGGGCUCCCUAACGAAGCGGCCCUAGUGUCUCUGAUGGGGCGUACUGGUUACGGCAUGGUGCAAGAGAACGGUCAGAGGAAAUACGGGCCCCCGCCGGGCUGGGAUUCCGCCUCGCCGCCACGCGGCUGUGAGAUCUUUGUGGGUAAGAUCCCACGGGACGUCUACGAAGACGAGCUGGUUCCCGUGUUCGAGUCGGUGGGUCAGAUCUACGAGAUGCGUCUGAUGAUGGACUUUGACGGGAAGAACCGAGGCUACGCCUUCGUCAUGUACACGCAGAAACACCAGGCGAAACGUGCCGUUCGGGAACUUAACAAUUACGAAGUGCGUCCCGGACGACUCCUCGGGGUAUGCUGCUCUGUGGACAACUGCAGACUCUUCAUCGGCGGCAUCCCCAAAACCAAGAAGAGAGAGGAGAUCCUGGAAGAGGUGUCCAAGGUGACGGAAGGAGUUCUGGACGUCAUAGUGUACGCCAGCGCGGCAGACAAGAUGAAGAACCGUGGCUUUGCCUUCGUGGAGUACGAGAGUCACCGCGCGGCGGCCAUGGCGCGCAGGAAGCUGAUGCCCGGCAGGAUCCAGCUGUGGGGGCACCAGAUCGCCGUGGACUGGGCGGAGCCGGAGAUAGACGUGGACGAGGACGUCAUGGAGACCGUGAAGAUUCUAUACGUCAGGAACCUGAUGAUGGAGACCAGCGAGGAGACACUACGACAGGUGUUUGGCCAGUGGAACCAGGGCUGCGUGGAACGUGUCAAGAAGAUCCGAGACUACGCCUUCGUCCACUUCUCGUCCCGUGACGACGCGGUGGUCGCCAUGGACCACCUGAACGGGACGGAGGUCGAGGGUUCCUGUAUCGAGGUCACCCUGGCGAAGCCCGUCGACAAAGAGCAGUACACGCGUUACCAGAAGGCGUCUAGGGGCGCUACAGCGGCGACGGCCGCACCGGAACCGGUCCAGCAGAACUACGUGUACCAAUGUGACCCUUACACCCUCACCUACUACGGGUACCCUUACAACACACUGAUCGGACCUAACAGGGAUUACUUCAUCAAAGCAGGUGCUGUGCGAGGGCGUGGCCGUGCGGUAACGGGUAGCCGCGCCCCAGGCCCCCGGGGGUCAUACCUGGGGGGUUACUCUGCUGGGCGGGGUAUCUACAGCCGUUACCAUGAAGGCAAAGCCAAGGGCCCCGACAACAAAGCCUACGAGUUGUUACCUUCCAUGGAGCUGUCAGCUUCAGUCAACCCGCUGGGUAUCAAGCCUUGCACAAUGGGCCUGCAGGCUCUUGGGGGCCAGUACCCAGUGUUCCAGGGAGCCAAGCUGAUGGAGGAAGGGAAGAUGCAUCCCGCUGUGGAGCACCUCAUUAACCCGCUGACCCUGCAGCACGACCACACAGCCCAGACUACUGUCCUACCUGCUGUCUCCACACCUCCGCCCUACCAGGGUCGUCCCAUCACCCCAGUGUAUACCAUGACCCACAACAUGCAGCGUAUCCCCGCGGCCGGCGGUCUGUACGGAGGAGGCUACAUGCCCAUCACAAACUACAACGCCGCUGCCCUGGCAGCCCUGCAGAAGAACGCAGCUGCGGCGGCUGCAGCUUACGGAGGGUACGCGAGUUACGCUGUGCCUCAGGCCUUCCCUGGCGCUGCGUUUCAGGUGCCCAUCCACGAUGUCUACCAGACCUACUGACUGAUACCAGACCUACUGACUGAUACCAGACCUACUGACUGAUACCAGACCUACUGACUGAUACCAGACCUACUGACUGAUACCGGACCUACUGACUGAUACCAGACCUACUGACUGAUACCAGACCUACUGACAGAUACCAGACCUACUGACUGAUACCAGACCUACUGACUGAUACCAGACCUACUGACUGAUACCGGACCUACUGACUGAUACCAGACCUACUGACUGAUACCAGACCUACUGACUGAUACCAGACCUACUGACUGAUACCAGACCUACUGACAGAUACCAGACCUACUGACAGAUACCAGACCUACUGACAGAUACCAGACCUACUGACUGACUGAUACCAGACCUACUGACUGAUACCAGACCUACUGACAACAGUUAAUCAGAUACCAGCUGUCUGGUCCACAACGCCUGUUCAACCACCACUCAACGUUCAAACAACUUGUGCGUCACAACGUCAGGCAAGAAACUACAGAAGACCUAUAGAAGACCUCAUCUCCACAUAUCACCUCCCUCCUCUCCCCUCUCCCCUCUCCCCUCCUCUCCUCUCCCCUCUCCUCUCCCCUCUCCCCUCUCCCCUCUCUCCUCCCCUCUCCCCUCUCCUCUCCCCUCUCCCCUCUCCCCCCCUCCGUUCAGCAACAUCUACGCAACGUCAGGAAAAAAACCCAAAAACCAAAUGGACCCUUUAAUCAAUAACACAAACUCUACUCAGCGUCGGUUCUUCAACAUUAGCCCAACAUCUAGGCCACGUUAUGACGUCGUGCCAAAAACCCUUUCGACGUUUUAACAACGUCUAUGCAACGUCUCCCUCGCUGGCUUCUUUCGCCAGGGUUCUUGUUGGUCCUAAUGAAUACUGGGACCAGACUUCUUUGCCCCCCUGACUUUCACACAAUAUACUCUUCUGUAAUUGAAUAGAGCCUAUAUCCCUCAUGUUCAAAUCUGGAGAGUUCCUCUGUUUUCUUUCAUUGUUCCCCCUCGAAUCAGGGCCUGAUUUAGACCUGGGACACCAGGGCCUGAUUUAGAUCUGGGACACCAGGGCCUGAUUUAGACCUGGGACACCAGGGGCUGAUUUAGACCU
This is a messenger RNA of Salmo salar (Atlantic salmon), 3227 nucleotides long. The record is from RefSeq and is a predicted model, not a curated record. NCBI's taxonomy places the organism in Eukaryota, Metazoa, Chordata, Actinopteri, Salmoniformes, Salmonidae.